AAUUCGUAUAUAUUUUGUUAAGUACAAUGGAGAUGCUGUGUGUUUGCAUCGCCGCCUUGUUGCAGUUGAAGGGUUACUCCAUAUUCAUUAUGCAGCCGGAGGAUGCAUGCUCGCCAGCACCACCACUUGGAAGCUAUUUCUUUCUGCUGGCCACAAUCUGUUUUCUGUGGGACCUUAACAUCUAUCCCCGUCGGUUCGAGCACAUGAACAAACGCUGGAAGCUAUUUGUUGAGCUUGUGGCCUGCAUAUUUCUUGCCGAGAUCGCAACGCUGAUCAUUUGGUGUGGGCUGGAGCGCGUUGUUUGCUUUGUAACGCAGAAGCUGAUCGGCUACCUCAGCCAGGGCAACUGUAAGGAGCCAUUAAGAUACUGGCUGCUAGGUCUCGCCACCACUUCGGUGGGUGGUUCGCUAUUCUGCUUCAUCAUGGAAGCCACGCAGCAAAAGUUCGGGAGCACCUGGCAACAAUUGUGGUACAUGGUGAGCAGCCUUUGGCGCAUGAACAGCUGCGAUAGGCGUCGCACCCUAAAGGCCUGCCACAUGGCCAUGUUUCCCUCCAGGCGAAACUGCGAGAAUGGGGAGGAGGAAGACGAGGAGGAGGAGGAGGAUGAUGGGGACGAAGAGGAGGGUGAUAGCGAAGGAAACCAAGUUAGCGACUGAAUUGGUGGGUCUGCCACGGAGCAAAUCAUGUCCUCGCAUUUCCGUGUGUGUGCCAUGUGUGUUGUGUGUUGUGUGCUCUAUCCAUUUGGAAUUUAUAUUGCGAGUUCACAUUUCGACGAGAUUUUUUAGCCUGCACGCAACGGAAAUUGACUUUCCUUCAUUCCCCUUUUCCACAUCGUCCUAGCCAUCUGUCUUAUACAUUUUGGCUAUCUGUAACAAUAAAUUGCGUUUGCGUGAACAGCAAAGAAAAAAAUAACAGAAGAUAAAUU
Messenger RNA from Drosophila grimshawi, 925 nucleotides. RefSeq lists its product as uncharacterized. Lineage: Eukaryota; Metazoa; Arthropoda; Insecta; Diptera; Drosophilidae. The transcript has a single exon. Bases 27 to 656 code for a protein of 209 amino acids. The record is from RefSeq and is a predicted model, not a curated record.